AAAGAAUGAUGGGAAAUGAAGGGGGCGUUUUCUUUAGCUUCUUUAAAGCGGUAGAUUUCCAACAGUUUAAAGACAGUUUAUGCUAUCAAACGUUUGCAUCUCUGUAAAGUCGAUUCCUUGGCUCUUAAGGAUUAGUAUUUUUCGUUCACCUGGAUUUUUUCAGGAAUAAGCGGUGGACAGUUCAACAAAAUAGAUGAUAAAGCUACAUAGCUAACGGUUUAUGUAGCUGAAGUUCGGCUAUAUUGUAUAUUACGGUACCUUUGACUGUGUCAGAAGGAGGUCAGAGGACAACAACAUUCAAUUCAGCAGGCAAACUGUCAAUAUUUAUUAUUUUUAGGUUAUUUUAAGUACAGAAAAUAUGCCAGCGAGUCGUAUAGAUGUUUCGGUAUCGGCGUGUGUAGCGGUGUUAACAGGAGUCAUGCAGUGAACGUCUAAUAACAGUUUAAUCUUCAGACCCAGGUUGUUCUUAUGGCUUCUUUAGUGACCUCCUCACUCAUGUCACCUGUCAGACUUUGCUGUUUGUAUCGGAGUUUGUGUUCUGGUGUAAAUAGGACGAUCUUUGCAAAUGGUUUUGGUCCGAGGACUUUGUUUCCAGCUGAAGGUGCAGCACCUCUGUUCAGACAAAUUCACUUAUUCCGAUGCACUGGGACCCGAGGAUUUUUCUCCAGUGGCGGUGGUGCAUUUGACAAACAGCAGACUCUUGAGGACAUUGCCAAGAAGAUCCAAGAGAAGCAGUACAAGAGGGUUGUUGUGAUGGCUGGAGCCGGGAUCAGCACUCCCAGUGGUAUCCCUGAUUUCAGGUCUCCAGGUAGCGGUCUCUAUGACAACCUGCAGCAGUAUGACCUACCUUACGCUGAGGCCAUAUUCGAGAUUGGCUUUUUCCACCGAAACCCUAAUCCCUUCUUCGCCCUGGCUAAAGAACUGUAUCCAGGAAACUACCAGCCCAACCUGACGCACUACUUUGUGCGUCUGCUUCAUGAGAAGGAUCAGCUGCUUAGGAUGUACACGCAGAACAUCGACGGACUGGAGAGACUGGCAGGGAUUCCUCCGGCGAUGCUGGUGGAGGCCCACGGGACGUUCGCCACGGCCACCUGCACUGCAUGCCUGAGGAAAUACGAGAGCGAAGACCUCAGACCAGAUGUGAUGAGCGGGACGGUCCCCAAGUGUCCCACCUGUAAGGGCGUCGUAAAACCCGACAUCGUGUUUUUUGGGGAGGAGCUUCCACGUCACUUCUUCAAAUACCUCACAGACUUCCCACUGGCAGAUCUUCUGAUCAUCAUGGGAACUUCACUGGAGGUGGAGCCCUUUGCCAGUCUGGCCGGAGCUGUGCGAGGUUCUGUUCCCCGUCUUCUCAUCAACAGGGACUUGGUGGGACCGUUUGCCUGGAGCCGCCGGCCUCAGGACGUCGUGCAGCUGGGAGACGUGGUCAGCGGUGUGCAGGUUCUGGUCGAUGCCCUCGGCUGGACUCAGGAGCUGGAGGCUCUGAUGGCGGCCGGCGCUAAGAAAACUGUGACAAAAACCGAAGAAUGAGAGGAUUUAACUUCACCACAGCUGGAGGUUUGACUCUAUUCACUGCACUCAAACACCCAAACUGCAGGAUAACAUCUAACUGACUUAUUUUUGCUCAUGUUUUCCUGAGAUUCUUGUCUUGAAACUGAUAUCACUGAUCAGUGGAAACUCACAGACUGACAAAUCUGGAACUGCUGCAAUGGAAAUACAAUACAACUGAUCAAUGAUUGUCAGUUAAAUGUCAUUAAAAAAGCAGGUAAGUGAUGAAGAGCAAUAAUGUGGAAAAAUCACACUGGGGUCUAUUUUUCUUUGCAAAAAGAAAAUGUUCAAGAUAUACUUCUGUUUGCUGAGUUUUAUGUGCAAUAGAAUACUUUCUAGAGAUGACUGUCAUGUUGAUCUGUAAGUACUAUAUGCCAUAAUGCACAUAUUUUAUUUAUAAGCCUCUAGUUUCUUCAAAUAUUGUGCUCAAUUUAUGCAGGAAAAAAUGUGUCCUUGAUCUUGAAUCAAAUAUUUAAUUCCACUAAACCAGCCACUUUAAUUAUGUUUUUCUGGAAUUACAAUGUAACGGCUAAAUAUGUCAGCAUUAAACAAUGAAAAUACAUCAAAUUGAAAAAGAUAAUUUUGCAUUUCAGGUUUUUGAGGACGGAUUCCAACAUGGAGAAAUUCAGCUAAUAUGAGUUUUAGUCAGGAUGCCAGUUUUAAUUUAAAUGUGUUAAUUUUUUCUUGCAUAGAGAGAUGCAUAUAUACAUACACUUUAUUGUACCACUGGAAAACUUGUUUUUGGCUCAAAGCCACUGAAUCACACUGUGCUUUUGUCAGCAACGUCAUCACAAAAGUACUUGGAGAAUAAAAAAGUGCCUAAUUUCACCCACAAAAAAGUUACAGACAAUAAAAAGUAAUAGAAGAACAGUAAUUUUAAAUGUUAAAGAGUUGUUGUGACUAUAAACACAUGAAUAUGGAUAAAAAACACACUAAUAAAUACUCAAGCCACUCUUUGUGAAACCCAGUGAAAUCAGAGUUCUACAUGUUCAUAUGUAAUAUUUUGAUGUCGGACGGCAUGAAUGCAUUUUCAGAUCAGUUCAGUUUCUUCUUUGGCAUCUUGAACCUUCUGUCUGAUGUUUUACACCUCAGAUUUUAGAUUCAGAAUGUGAUUCAUAUCUUACAGAUUCUUCUAUGCCUUCCUCAAUGCAGAUUUUUUUUUUUUGUAUAGAGAUUGAAAGUAGUUCUUAUCUGACCGUGCUGACAGUUUUCUUUACAUGUCUGCUUUAUUAAAUUAUACCUUCUAAAAGGUUUAUUGCUUAGACUAUAGAGUCUGAGCCCUAUCAAAAAAUGCAUCCUCUUCUGCAGGCUAAAGCAAAGGUUACACCAAAAUAUUUAUAUAAAUGAACCGGAUUUAUAUGUACGUUGUGAAUAAGACCGAGACUAUGAUCAAUAAUUACCUUUAAAUUGAAUAUCGUCUCCUCAAAUCCACAGACUGUUUGAUUUCAGAGUGACAAAAUGAUGUGUUUUGAUCUCUUUGCAGUAAUAAAUGGUGUCAUCAGACAUUUUCACAAUAUAAUUUUAAGGUGUUUUUGCUCAAACAUCCAUUGUUUUAUAAAGUGAAGACAACUGGAGAGCUUACACACCCCUAAACUAGUAAGCUUGGGGCCAGAUGUUACUUGUUUACUUUAACUUGUUGGACUCUGUUGAUUGAAAAAGAAAAAUAUGACAAUACACAA
Acanthochromis polyacanthus (spiny chromis) is the source of this 3227-nucleotide messenger RNA. It is a transcript of the gene sirt3, whose product is annotated as sirtuin 3. The transcript has 8 exons. Lineage: Eukaryota; Metazoa; Chordata; Actinopteri; Pomacentridae. The coding region runs from base 469 to 1530 and encodes 353 amino acids. The record is from RefSeq and is a predicted model, not a curated record. Gene Ontology annotation, molecular function: NAD+ binding.